Sphaerulina musiva SO2202 is the source of this 2180-nucleotide messenger RNA. RefSeq names its product urease accessory protein UreG. Lineage: Eukaryota; Fungi; Ascomycota; Dothideomycetes; Mycosphaerellales; Mycosphaerellaceae. Gene Ontology annotation, molecular function: GTPase activity; nickel cation binding. Bases 1 to 1002 code for a protein of 333 amino acids. The record is from RefSeq and is a predicted model, not a curated record. The transcript has 7 exons.
AUGGCACUGCAUCGUGUCUGCAUGCCAGAAGAGGAUAUAGCCAUCACACUUGUGGGCGUCACGCGACCAAAGCAGCCACUCGUGGCAGUAACCAUGAUAGAAGACGCACAGAAAGGCUCUGUACAAGCAGACCUCCGCCGUGGAGUAGGAGGUAUUCCGGCAGAUGUUCAGAGAAUAACUAAGAAGUCUAGAACUGCUGACUCGGAGUUUGGCUCAACUUCAUUUCCAUUGGCAGCCAUGUCGGGACAUGCUCACUCUCACUCCCACGAAGGGCCAGCGGCAGCAUCACACUCUCACGCUGCUGUAGACCAUGGCCACACGCACGAAAUUCUCGAUGGCCCCGGCUCCUUUCUGGGUCGCGAAAUGCCCAUCAUCGCAGGCAGAGAUUGGAAAGACCGAGCAUUCACGGUCGGCAUCGGUGGGCCCGUCGGAUCCGGCAAAACCGCCCUCAUGCUCGCUCUCUGCCUCGCCCUCCGAGAUCAAUACAGCAUUGCCGCGGUGACGAACGACAUCUUUACCCGCGAGGAUGGCGAAUUCCUCACCCGCCAUAAAGCACUCCCCGCAGAACGAAUCAGAGCAAUCGAGACGGGAGGCUGUCCGCAUGCCGCAGUCCGCGAGGACAUUUCGCAGAAUCUCGCAGCGUUGCAAGAUUUGCAAAAGGAGUUUCAGACCGAUCUUCUGUUGAUCGAGUCGGGGGGAGACAACCUUGCUGCGAACUACUCACGAGAAUUGGCAGACUACAUCAUAUAUGUGAUCGAUGUCAGUGGAGGUGACAAGAUUCCCCGCAAGGGAGGACCGGGCAUCACGCAGAGUGAUCUGCUCAUCGUCAACAAGACAGACCUUGCCGAGCUCAUAGGUGCCGACCUACACGUCAUGGAUAGGGACGCCCGGAAAAUUAGGGAGGGAGGACCAACGAUUUUCGCGCAGGUGAAGAAUGGAAAGGGCGUGGACCAAAUCGUAGACCUGAUCUUGAGCGCGCGGAGAGCAAACGUAGCGGCGUGAAGGCUGCCGCCUGGUCAAUCCGUUUGAAGCGUUCAUGCACGCUAUUGUCCACUAAUAUGGGCUCGCGUACAGGCAUACACAUACACCCGCGAGUGCACGCCUUGAUUCAGCUGACAUGCUCCAGCAAGAAGACCAACUAUGGUUGUAGUGUGUAUGAGUGGUACUGUUCCUUAUCUUGCCUUCAGUAGGUAUGCCCCCUUCAUGUCUUACGCCACAGCCACAUUACAAGCGACCAUAGAGCAGCCUCUUCUGCCCUCUCCGCCCGGUGGCGAAGCUCCGUGCUCCAUAUCGACAAUCCCCGAUGCGCUGCAAUACUCUCUCAGAGACAGCAGCCAGCAGCUGUGCCUUUCGGUCGGAAAAAAGUUACUCGCUACGGGACAAGAGCUGUCAGCAAGUCUGACCCGGUACACGCGCCGCCGUAAUGUGAGGGCUAAGGUAGGUGUGUGGUCGCGUUCGACGAUCGUGACUUCAUGCAUAUAACGAGAGGGUCAAGUCGCCGCGAAUGCUGGCUUUGAGCUCAAUCUCAAUGUCCAGGUUGGCUUCUAAUGUAAGCUUGAGACCAUCUUGGUCUUUUAGGACUGAUCCACUGCUUGCUUCCUCUUGUGGCGUGAUGUAGUAGGGCUGAUUGGGAUUGGAGCCCCGGACGGGAAUUUCACCUCGCAUCGCUCGUGCGUGGGUGACGGGACCGUCCAUGGAUGUACUAUCGGGCCCGAUUCGCUCGAAUGGUCGCUGUUGCUCGAGAUCCCCGUUGGCGUCCGCUUCCUCGAGGGCUUCGAGCGAGCCCGUCUUCAUGUAUUUGCCAUCCUCCAUGGCCUGCUGUACUCGUUUCCUACGCUCGCGGCGUGAGGACGAUCGGGAGCGAUUAGACUCCAGACCGGAUUCGCGCUUUUCUUUCUUGAUGAGCUUGUCUUGCUUCUCCUGUUGCUGUACAGUCCUCUGCUUCGGCGGGUUCUUUUGCGUCUCCUCUGACAAGUGCUCCAACUUGGGUUCCUCGAUGUACUUUCUCCGGUACGACUCGUUGUUGACGGCGUCUGCCAUCUUGCUGCUCCCCUUCUCGCCUUGAGCUGAAUGAUAUAUAGACCUGAAUUUGAUCGAUGAUUGAUGAGUGAAAGCUACAGAGAGAGGGACAGAGUGUGUGUGUAUGUGAGUGUAUGUGAGUGUGUGUGAGGGACCUAGGC